Hevea brasiliensis (rubber tree) is the source of this 4447-nucleotide messenger RNA. Its product is annotated as probable leucine-rich repeat receptor-like protein kinase At5g63930. Gene Ontology annotation, biological process: protein phosphorylation. NCBI's taxonomy places the organism in Eukaryota, Viridiplantae, Streptophyta, Magnoliopsida, Malpighiales, Euphorbiaceae. The transcript is spliced from 2 exons. Bases 835 to 4233 code for a protein of 1132 amino acids. Gene Ontology annotation, molecular function: ATP binding; receptor serine/threonine kinase binding; protein kinase activity. The record is from RefSeq and is a predicted model, not a curated record.
AGAUCUGUUGAUUUUAAAUUCGCUUUGUUGUUUUCUUCUAUAAAUUAGAGAGAAAAAAGUAAGGCAACUCUGAAACUCAGGAUUUGAGUUUAUGUUACUUAUAAAGAAUUAUUUUGGAAAAAUUGAAACUGAAAGCAAGAAGGAAAAAGACAAUAAUAUAAACUAUGAGUUUUACUUUCAGAAGCACUAAAAUAAUGCAGAAAUGGAGUAAGAUAGGAGAAAGUAUUUUCAUGCUUUGUCGGCCAUACCUCUUUCUCUCUCAUCAUAUAUGUAUUUAUGAUAAUAAACAAUGUUUUAGGUGUUUCUCUCACACAUCGUUCCAAUUCAAACCAAGUAGGAUUUUCUUAAUCAUUGUAUAGAGGACAAAAUGAACACUGGCUUUCUGUUAUUCUUUGAGAUAAUCAUUCUAUUUUAAAAUGAAGUUGAUAAUGGUCACCAUCCAUUGCACUUGGGUUUUUAUAAUUCAAUGACCCAUUAAAGAAUACUAGCUCAUAUAUUCAAAACUGGAGGUCUUCCUGGUAAAAAUAGUCCCUCUAAUAUUCAAUUUUCUCUUCCCAGUUCCUGUGUUUUUCUUGGGUUGGCUUUUUUUCUUCGGGUUGGUCGUUCACCCAAGAGGUAUGUACAGUCGUUGCUUACUUUUCUUUGUCUAUCGUAUGUGGUUUUGAAACUUCUGUGAUCUGCAUAUGCAUAUCUCAGAUCCUUGAACCAAUAGAACAACCUAGUUUGGUGAUAGAAGAGGAUUAUUAUGAGAGUUUAAAGAGAUUAUUGUCUGUGUAGUUCAUAUUUUGCUCUUUUGUUUCAUAUCCAACCAUGAAUUGUCUGUUCUUCGUUUGAAUGCAAAACCUUGAGUAUAUAUUCCUCUUCUAUUUGGUAGGUAUGGAGAAAAUAUCACGUGGGUCUAUCACUUUUUUUGGUCUUUUUAUUGUCCUUAUGGUUCAUCAAUCUUUAGGGCUUAAUGCUGAGGGUCAAUUUCUCUUAGAUUUAAAGGGAAAAUUCGUUGACAAUUAUAAUCAUCUGAGUGACUGGAAUCCCAAUGAUUCCGCCCCUUGUGGGUGGAAAGGUGUGAAUUGCACAAAUGAUUACAAUCCAGUUGUUUGGUCUCUUGAUUUGAGCUAUAUGAAUCUUUCUGGUUCUUUGUCACCAAGUGUAGGUGGCUUGUCUAGUUUGAUUUAUCUUGAUCUUUCUUUUAACCGUUUUUCUCAAAAUAUCCCUAGUGAGAUUGGGAAUUGUUCUAGUUUAAAGGUUCUUCGUCUAAACAAUAACCAAUUUGAAGGCCAGAUUCCUGUAGAUGUAGUUAAACUUUCUUCUUUGUCAAUUUUCAAUAUCUCCAACAACAGAAUAUCUGGCUCCUUCCCUGACAAGAUUGGUGACCUUUUGUCCUUGACACAAUUGAUUGCCUAUAGUAAUAACAUCACUGGACCAUUGCCAGCUUCAUUUGGCAAUCUUAAAAAUCUAACUGUAUUUAGAGCAGGGCAGAAUUUGAUAUCAGGAAGCUUACCUCCAGAGAUAGGUGGAUGUGAGAACUUGCAGAUUCUUGGUCUUGCACAAAAUCAAUUGGGUAUGGAAAUACCGAGAGAGGUUGGAAUGCUAAAGUAUUUGACAGAUAUAGUCCUUUGGGGAAAUCAGCUUUCAGGGUCUAUUCCAAAGGAGCUAAGCAAUUGUAAAAAUUUGGUGACUCUUGCUCUCUAUGACAACUAUCUUGUGGGGCCUAUACCCGAGGAGCUUGGUGACCUGGUGUUCCUGGAAAAGUUAUACCUCUACAGAAAUCACUUGAAUGGAACGAUCCCAAAAGAGAUUGGGAAUCUGUCUUCUGCAGUAGAGAUUGAUUUCUCUGAGAACAUGUUGACUGGAGUGAUACCAACAGAGUUGGCUAAGAUAACUGGAUUGCAGUUGCUUUAUCUUUUCGAGAAUGAGCUUACUGGUGUCAUCCCAGAUGAGCUUACUACUUUGGUAAACUUAACAAGGCUCGACCUCUCCAUUAAUAAUCUCACAGGUAGUAUUCCUGUGGGAUUCCAGUAUCUGAAGCAGUUGAUCAUGUUGCAGCUCUUCAACAACUUAUUUAAUGGUAACAUUCCUCAAGGACUUGGAGUCUAUGGAAACCUAUGGGUGGUGGAUUUAUCAAAUAACUACCUAACUGGAACAAUUCCACCUCAUCUUUGUAGAAAUGGUAACCUUUUUUUGUUGAACCUUGGGUCAAAUAACCUCUCAGGUUAUAUCCCAACUGGUAUCAUUAACUGCAAGACGUUGGCGCAGCUUUAUCUUGCAGGAAAUGAACUUAUUGGGAGCUUUCCAGCUGAUUUAUGCAAGCUAGUGAAUCUCUCUAGUAUUGAAUUGGGCCAGAACAAGUUUAAUGGUCCCAUUCCUCCUGAGAUAGGUAACUGCCACGUUCUGAAAAGGCUGCAUCUCCCGGAUAACUACUUUAUAGGUGAAUUGCCAAAAGAGAUUGGUAAACUUUCUGAAUUGGUGACCUUCAACAUCUCAUCUAAUCUGCUCAAUGGAACAAUACCAGCAGAGAUCUUUAACUGCACGAUGCUGCAACGACUUGAUCUCAGCCAGAACAAUUUUGUAGGUGCUUUACCAAGUGAGAUAGGAGGCCUUUCCCAAUUGGAGCUUCUCAUGCUCUCAGACAAUCAAAUUUCUGGUAUUAUACCUCUGGAGGUGGGAAAUCUGAGCCGCCUAACUGAACUACAAAUGGGAGGAAACUUAUUUUCUGAUAGGAUCCCAGCUGAGAUGGGUAGCCUAUCAAGCUUGCAGAUUGCAUUAAACCUCAGCUAUAAUAAUCUCUCUGGGUCAAUACCUGGAGAGCUAGGAAAUCUUGUGUUACUGGAAUUCCUGCUGCUCAACAACAAUCAUUUGAGUGGUGAAAUUCCAGGCUCCUUAAUGAACCUUUCUAGCCUACUUGGAUGCAACUUUUCUUACAAUGACUUAAAAGGGCCUUUACCUUCCUUGCCACUCUUUCUAAACACAUGCAACAACUGUUUUCUUGGGAAUGACGGGCUUUGUGGUGGACCUUUUGGUAAGUGCAGUGAAUCUCCAUCGUCCUAUCUUGCUUCAGCUACGGAAGGGAAAAAUGCCCGUUUAGGUAAAAUUAUUGCUAUAGUUGCAGCUUUUGUUGGUGGGGUGUCUCUCAUUUUAGUUAUAGUGAUUAUAUAUUUCAUGAGACGCCCAGUUGAAACAGUUGCUCCUUUGCAAGAAAAAUCAUUCUCUUCUCCAGUUUCGGAUAUUUACUUUUCUCCGAAGGAAGGGUUCACUUUCCAGGACUUGGUUGCAGCAACUGACAAUUUUGAUGACAGCUUUGUGAUAGGAAGGGGAGCUUGUGGAACUGUAUAUAGAGCAGUCUUGCCAUCUGGUCACACUAUUGCAGUUAAGAAAUUAGCAUCAAACAGAGAGGGGAGCACCAUUGACAAUAGCUUCCGUGCCGAAAUUUUGACACUGGGAAAGAUCAGGCAUCGGAAUAUUGUGAAGUUAUAUGGGUUUUACUACCACCAGGGUUCCAAUCUACUACUUUAUGAAUACAUGGAAAAGGGUAGUUUGGGAGAAUUACUCCAUGGAUCAUCCUGUAGUCUUGACUGGGGGACGAGAUUCAAGAUUGCAGUUGGAGCUGCUCAGGGCCUUGCUUAUCUGCAUCACGAUUGCAAGCCUCGGAUUUUUCAUCGUGACAUUAAGUCCAAUAACAUUCUGCUUGAUGACAAAUAUGAAGCUCAUGUUGGGGACUUUGGGUUAGCAAAGGUGAUUGACAUGCCACAAUCUAAAUCAAUGUCUGCAGUUGCUGGUUCUUAUGGCUAUAUAGCCCCUGAGUAUGCAUACACCAUGAAAGUGACUGAAAAAUGUGACAUAUAUAGCUAUGGAGUGGUCCUUUUGGAGUUGCUGACUGGCAGAACACCUGUGCAACCACUAGAUCAAGGUGGCGAUCUAGUAACCUGGGUGAGAAAUUACAUUCAGGUUCAUACAUUGUCACCAGGAGUACUUGAUGCUCGACUCGAUCUGGACGAUGAGAAUACAGUCUCUCACAUGAUUACAGUCAUGAAAAUUGCUCUACUUUGCACAAGUAUGUCUCCUUUUGAUCGACCAACAAUGCGGGAAGCUGUUUUGAUGCUUAUCGAAACCAAUAAACGAGUAGGACACUUCGAGUCAUUCCCAAGUCAUCAUGCUAAUUCAAGUGAAGGACACUUUGAUUCAUCCCCAAGUCAUCAUGCUACUUCAAGUGAUGAACUGAUUGUACAUGUUCAAUAAAUAAUUUUGAUAGAUUGGGAUGAUUCUUUAGCAGCUAAUUCAUCCUAGUAUUAGUUACAUAUAGAGAAGAACACGCUACUUGUAUAUUCCUAAUACAAUAAUGUUGCUUUUGGCUGCUAGGCCAAUCAGAAGUGCUCUUAAAAUUUUCUUCUCAACUACUGCUAUUCGAGAAGGAUCAUAAUGUGUAGAAAUGCAUUGCUCUUGCUUUUGUUAA